Molecule: messenger RNA, 1349 nt
Organism: Beta vulgaris subsp. vulgaris (sugar beet)
Lineage: Eukaryota; Viridiplantae; Streptophyta; Magnoliopsida; Caryophyllales; Amaranthaceae
Exons: 4
Coding region: 144-905 (253 amino acids)
Source: RefSeq, a predicted model, not a curated record
CCCAAACACCCUUAAGGCCUAACAUUCACUGGAGGUUGUCAAGCAAACAAUAGUUGUAACUUCUAACUGGUUCCCUCGACAAAAAGAGCGGGAUAUCAACUUUUUCAACCAAAUUCUGGUAAAAUACAUCGUAAUGUGCUCAAAUGGAGGCACCCUUUAGUCCAAUUAUUAAGAAAAUUGCUGAAGAAGUUGUCGCUUCACCAAAGCGCAGCUUCACUCGUCCUACAGAGAUUUGUCUUGUAGAAUGGUGGCUUUCAAAACCUGAAGGUGGUAAGGGUUUAGCUGUAAGCGGUCGUCCAGCUGAGUUCAGAAAAUCCGAUAAUGCUCAGCGGAAAUUUCAUUCUGCUCCUGGUAAGAGGAGAUAUGCGUCAAGAGAAUUCCACUCUAGAGAAAUUAUGAAGAGGCAUGGUUGUACCACACUCGAGACCUUUGAUGGUUUUAUAGUUUCUCUAUGUGGAUUUAUAAACAAGUCUCUCACGCAACAAAAUGGAUUUUCCUCUGAGGUUUGCAGGGAUUUCAUGUUUGGAUUUCCUUAUAAUUGGGAUGAUUAUGCUGCAUCUGUGGGUGAAGAAUCCAGUCAAGUUAACCUCGAAGAGUUUAGUGAGUCCUUCCUGCCCGCUGCAUUGGAUGUCUACAAUGGUGCGCAGUUGCAUGACUUGGUGUUAUCUCUGUCUGAUGCUGAAAGAGAUCUGUUCAACAGAAAAAUGUAUGACAACCUGGUCGGAAUGCUGAGCCCACAACCUCUGGAUGGAGUUGAUGCUCAACUUUCAAACUCUACUCCAUCUCAAGUUGAUGUGGGUGUUUUACACUCUGAAUCUCAGAGGACAGAGAAUAGCAAGAAGCGGCAUAGGAAUGCCUUAUCUGACACUUCUCCUAAACAAAAAUCCAGUAAAAGGAUCAAAUGAUGGUUGUUUAUGUGAUCCAGAAGUUAUGAUGAAUACUGAAGAACAUAUGCAAGUUCCGACUGCUCAUGCAGGACUCACGAAAGAAGAAGAAAAACGUGAUUGUAUAUUUGUAUGUGCACUGGCUUGAUGGAAAUUUCAUCCACCCCUUUUUUCAUCAUCUUUGCCUCAAACACCAAUUGAAAAAUGCAGCAUAUAUGCAGAUUUCUUUGGCUCCAAGUCACUCAAGAUUGGUUGGUGACUAACAUGUGAUGCUGUAGGUAAAAUGGGCUUAGGAUUAGUAAGCAAAGCAUCAGGUUGUACUAUAUUUAGAGAAGAAGUUGACACUAAAGAUUGAAAAUUUGGCAUUAAACACUUCAAUGGUUCUUCUGCAUUAAGAACCUUGUUCUUGGCUACUGUUGAAUACUUGUUCUUGAAUGACAGUUGAUUUAGACAUUUUAUCGAACA